Suillus clintonianus is the source of this 1118-nucleotide messenger RNA. Its product is annotated as kinase-like domain-containing protein. Gene Ontology annotation, biological process: protein phosphorylation. Gene Ontology annotation, molecular function: protein kinase activity; ATP binding. The record is from RefSeq and is a predicted model, not a curated record. NCBI's taxonomy places the organism in Eukaryota, Fungi, Basidiomycota, Agaricomycetes, Boletales, Suillaceae. The transcript has 7 exons. The coding region runs from base 18 to 1118 and encodes 366 amino acids.
GUGCUUUUCCCAUCGACAUGCUGACUCCUGUGAAGACACUUGCACGCCGAGUCUCUAUCUACCUUCGUCGACCCAGCUCACCCUUCCCAUCUGAUGUUGCUCGAACUUCUGAUGAUGAGCGAGCUUCCGUAAGCCAGGCCUCGUUUGUUUAUACCUCCGAAGACGGGCAAGGUGGACGUUACUCUGAGAUAGAGGAUUCGCAACUUUUCUCUUCAAUCGAAAUUGCAACCCUUCAGACAUCAACAUAUGGUUCUUUCAUUAUGGACCCAUCCAUUGUUACUAGGCAAACCCAAUUUCCAAUCGCCUCGGGUGGACUUGGAGAUGUCUACAAAUGCACAUUGAAUAGGGGCGCGAGUCCAGAAGAAGCUGCAGUCAAAUCUCCACGGUAUCCAAGUCUAACUGACGCCGAAGUGGCCAGGAUAAACCACAAUCUUGAUCGCGAAAUCAAGGUCUGGGCUGGAUUAGACCAUCAAUAUGUAUUACGCCUGCAUGGGACUGUAACAGGCUUCGGCCAGUUUCGCGCGUUGGUUUCUCCCUGGAUGCCGAACGGGACAUUGAACUUCUACCUUAAUCGUCCAUAUGAAUCCCUCACGACGAUAGAUAGGCUUCGCAUUCUUAAACAGAUUGCUGAGGGGCUCAAAUAUCUCCACGACAACAACGUGAUUCACGGCGAUCUGACCAGUAACAAUGUCCUGGUUGCUGCUGAUGGAUCCCCGCGCCUCGCAGAUUUCGGUGUCUCAAAUAUCAUGGUAGAGUCCAACCCGGCAUUCUCCUACCAAACUGGCGCGGUUCGCUGGGCAGCUCCAGAGCUCAUCGUCCUCCCGGAAGGUCAAACCGUGCAAUUUGCUACCAAAUCCAGUGAUAUAUAUGCUCUUGGGUGUAUCAUGCUUCAGGUGCUAUACGGCAAAUUGCCCUACUGGUGGAUCAAGACUGCCCUGCAAGUUAUAGCAUUAAAGUUCAAUUACCAGGAGCCCAUUGAUAACACCGUGCAAAUCCAAGCACAUCACCUUCAUUUCAUGCGGCGGUGCUGGUCAACCAAGACUGAAAGUCGUCCAUCAGUGGAGGACGUGCUGGACUUUCUCGAGGAAGCUAUCUCCCAUGGAGCUUCAUCCUCGUAA